GUGGGGCUAAGGCCGCUCAGUCAGGCUUGGGAAGCCGGGAAGAAUUUGUCUCUCGGCGGUGGGACCGGAGGUUUCGGGGGCAGCGGCGGCGGCGCUGGGCUCGCCCCCGUUCCGUGACUGACAGCCAGGUGUUUCCACCUGGGCGGUGAAGUCAUAGCAGGGAAUGUAUGACAACAUGUCCACAAUGGUGUAUCUAAAAGAAGACAAAUUGGAGAAGCUCACUCAGGAUGAGAUUAUUUUCAAGACCAAGCAAGUGAUUCAAGGCCUGGAAGCCUUGAAGAAUGAGCACAAUUCCAUCUUACAGAGUUUACUUGAGACGCUAAAAUGUUUGAAGAAAGAUGAUGAGACUAAUCUGGUAGAAGAAAAAUCAAAUAUGAUUCGGAAGUCUUUGGAAAUGCUAGAAUUGGGCCUAAGUGAAGCACAGGUGAUGAUGGCUUUGUCAAAUCACUUAAAUGCUGUAGAAUCAGAGAAGCAGAAAUUACGUGCUCAGGUUCGUAGGCUGUGUCAAGAAAACCAAUGGCUAAGAGAUGAACUAGCCAAUACCCAGCAGAAAUUGCAAAAGAGUGAGCAGUCUGUGGCUCAGCUGGAAGAAGAAAAGAAGCACCUUGAAUUCAUGAAUCAGUUAAAAAAAUAUGAUGAUGAUAUUUCACCUUCAGAGGAUAAAGACACAGAUUCUGCCAAAGAGCCAUUGGAUGAUUUAUUCCCCAAUGAUGAAGACGACCAAGGACAAGGAAUUCAACAGCCACAUAGCAGUGCAGCAGCAGCUGCCCAACAGGGUGGUUAUGAGAUUCCAGCAAGAUUAAGGACUCUUCAUAAUCUUGUCAUUCAGUAUGCUUCCCAAGGUAGAUAUGAGGUUGCUGUACCUCUUUGUAAACAAGCGCUUGAAGACCUUGAAAAGACUUCAGGCCAUGAUCACCCUGACGUUGCCACUAUGUUGAACAUACUUGCAUUAGUAUACAGGGACCAGAAUAAAUACAAAGAUGCAGCAAAUUUACUGAAUGAUGCCCUGGCCAUUCGUGAGAAGACGUUAGGCAAAGAUCAUCCAGCGGUUGCAGCAACUUUAAAUAAUCUUGCUGUACUUUAUGGGAAAAGAGGAAAAUACAAGGAAGCUGAACCUUUAUGCAAGAGAGCUUUGGAAAUCAGAGAAAAGGUAUUGGGAAAAGACCACCCAGAUGUUGCCAAGCAGUUAAAUAAUCUGGCUUUACUAUGUCAGAACCAGGGCAAAUAUGAAGAAGUGGAAUACUACUAUCAACGGGCACUUGAGAUCUACCAAACAAAACUGGGGCCAGAUGAUCCAAAUGUAGCAAAGACCAAGAAUAAUUUGGCAUCCUGCUAUUUGAAACAAGGGAAGUUUAAGCAAGCAGAAACUUUGUACAAAGAGAUCCUUACUCGUGCCCAUGAAAGAGAAUUUGGCUCUGUGGAUGAUGAAAACAAACCGAUCUGGAUGCACGCUGAAGAAAGAGAAGAAUGCAAAGGAAAACAAAAAGAUGGCACUACAUUUGGUGAAUAUGGAGGCUGGUACAAAGCUUGCAAAGUUGACAGUCCAACGGUUACAACUACUUUAAAGAAUCUUGGAGCACUUUACAGACGUCAAGGCAAAUUUGAAGCUGCUGAAACACUAGAAGAGGCAGCAAUGAGGUCCCGUAAACAGGGACUUGACAAUGUUCACAAACAAAGAGUUGCUGAAGUGCUUAAUGACCCAGAAAGUAUAGAGAGAAGGCAAAGCCGUGAGAGCCUCAAUAUUGAUGUGGUAAAGUAUGAGAGUGGACCUGAUGGAGGAGAGGAAGUGAGUAUGAGCUUAGAAUGGAAUGGGGAUGGCACUGGAUCAUUAAAACGCAGUGGUUCCUUUAGCAAACUUCGUGCUUCAAUUAGACGCAGCAGUGAGAAGCUGGUUAGAAAACUAAAGGGAGGAAGUUCACGAGAAAGUCCUGGCAUGAAGCGUGCCAGUUCAAUGAAUAUUCUUAACGUGGGUGGCAAAGCAACUGAAGAUCAUUUUCAAGGACGAACUAAUUGUCUGACAGAUUCAAGAGCUAUGAGUGCCAGUCAUACUGAUUUGGCCCACUGAGGUUCUGGAACAGAUGCUAGCUAAAAAUGUCCAUAUGAAUCACGAAGCACUGAGAUUCACAGGUGUUUGGGGUCCCCAUUAUGAUCUUUCUAGCACUUUCUAGGUUAAAGACAUAACAGAAUGGACUACUUCUAGGCUUUCUUAAAAUAACUGGCAUUUUAAAGAAUCCUAGAGUUAGUGACUAGCUUGUUUCCAAAGCAUGCUGAGUUUGUUGCGUUGUUACUAGCAAUACGGAGUUGUGUUACAGAUAGCUGGAUAGCAGUAUCCAUAAGCAGAGGAAAAUAUCGCCACAAAAUAGAAAAGGAACUGAAAUAUAAAGGAAUGCAAAAGCUUUCCUCAACAUGCUAUUUUAAAACUGUUACAGGAGCAUCCAUUAUUAGCUAUGUAUACAUUUGGUGGAAUUGAGAUUGGCAUUAACUUCAUCACUGUAUGGAAUGGGGACUGUGUACACAUCAUAGAUUAUAGGUACCAAAAUUGGCAUGUAGUUUAUCUUAUUAGUAUUGGGCUUCAGGUUUUAAAUCAGGAAGGCAAGAUACAGUACUGAUUAAUUGGGAUGGAAUAACUUUGAGACCUCUUGAAAAUAGCACUUAAUAGCCAAUUACUUGUGGCUUUCUUCAGUCUAAAAAUUAAUGGAAGCAGUGCAAUUUACUUUAAGCUAGGAGAGAAAAGCAGAAUUGGCUAAACGCCUGUCAGAUUUUUCAGUCUUUCCAUUUUAGUCCCAUAGAGCAUUCCUUUUUAUCUCAGUCCAGAAUUAUGAUUAUUUACUGCCUCUUGAAUUUUACUUCUGUUUCAGUUUGAAAUGAGAAGGGGGGAAAGUAAGUACUGUGAAGUAGUUGCUUGCAAGAGGGCCUCAUGAGAAAUUUAUCAAGGUAAAAAAAGUCUGUUAGUGGCAACUUGUUCCAUAGGUUUAUUACUCUUGGGUGAUAAACUUCUUUCUCAGGGGACUAGAUAAGGAAAGGUAAAUGUUUCAGCAUUUGGUUUUGCAGUCAGUAAGUUAAUGAAACGUGGUUAUCUGUUUCUGUAUUGCAAUACCAUUAUUUGCAAGUAGAAAGUGUGUGCAAGUCAUGACUAUAUAUCAAGAAAAUUAGAUCUCUGGCCAGUAGGAAUAACCAAGCUAAAUUAACUUUGCUUACUUUCUUGCAUUACUAUCAAUGUUAUUAAUGUGGACUGCAGAGGUUAAAAGCACUAAAAGGAACAUACUCUAAUUUUAUAAAAAGUAUAUGUAACAAGAUUUGUGAUCAAAGUACAUCAGCUCAAUCUUGAAACGACAGCUUUUAUCUAGCAGCAUUCUGAGAUCUGGUCAAUGCUGCUAACUAGGUAGAGAUUUUGUGAGAAUAUUGUAUACCAUUUGUAAAUCAGAGAAUUAUACCUGCAGGUUCAUAAUAGAGUUGGUUACAUUGUUCUUAGCCAUCUUAGUUAAACUAAAAUUCUGAACUGGCUUUGGAAAGCAAGUAGAAAGAAACCAAAAAGCUGAACAGUGACACUCCAUUCUUAAGUUGCUUUAUUUGGCAUCCCUGUCCGUGAAGGCUACAGAUGCUUCCUUGUACUUUCCUGUGUUUCUUUAGGUUUUGCUAUAGCAUGGGAGAAAGAAGCCCUGUAGAGAUAGGUACACUGAAGGUAAUACCUAGGUAGUAUUAUAUUGAUGUAUAUUCUAAUAGAAUUUCAGGCUGUUACUCAAAAUGGCAUAUAAAUAUGCAUUAUUCAAUAUAUUUUUGAAAAUAAGGCUGUAAGAUCUAAAGCUCUUAGAGAUGAAAUGGUUAGGUUUUAAAAUGAUACCAGUCUCCCUUAUUUUUUAAACAUUUUUUCCAUUUUUAUUUUCUUAAGGAGAAAAAGAUGCAUAAAUAAAACUUGCUUCUUUUUGGUAACAUGGUUGUGAAUUAUAUUGUCCCUCAUGUUUAAUACCAUUUUUUCAAAUGAAUAUUUACAUUUCAGCUUUAAAUUAUUAUAAAAUUACCUGUCUUGCUAUGCAUCAAACUAAGAGAGUAAGUUGAAAAUAUGUGCUGCCAAAACAUUGAGUGAGGCAGCCCUUCAAUGCCAUCUUGUUUUCAUCUUACAACAGAAGUAUAGUAUACUUAAAUGCAUGAACCAUAACAGCCCUCUCUGUUUGGUGGGACUAAAAAUCUUGACCUGUCGAGCAGGAUUGGUCGUAACCUUAUAUCCUGUAGAUGAGAUGAGAUGAGAUUCUCAGAAUCUCCGAAGGUCAUGGAGAUUCAAAAUUCUGGAAAUUGCAGGGGAAAUCUACUUUAGAAGAACAAUCUAAAUAUAUUAUGUGUUAUGAAUAAGCCAGUGCCCUAGAGUACUAACGUUUACAUGUGGGAAAAAGCAUCUUUGUGGAUAAUCUGUAGGACUGUGCUAAACUUGGUUCUUAGUCACAGAACUAUCCUGCCUUGCUUAUGCAUCUAUCAGUGAAUAGGAAAUGAGAUAAUUUAUCUGAUAUCUUUCUUUGAAACUAUUUACUCAGUACAUACGAUUAGGUAAGUGGAUACACACAAAACCUAUGGCUGAGCUAUGUUGUGGGAUGGGCAGCUAUGGUACAUCAUCACUCUACUGAUAUACUAUUGAGUGUAUCAUGGACAUAGCAUAUCCUAUCUUCAGCAAUGUUACAGAAACAAUAACCAUAUAUUUCCAGUUCAUGAUACAAUCAGUUCAUCCUUUCACUAAUUUAAGUGACUAUUGUUGAAAAAUAAGUAACAUAUCUAUCAGACAUACCAUUCAUUUCAUUAGAAUAUUGUGUUGGGUACAGAAAUAAUUUUUAUUUAUGCAACUAUUGUACCUGUUUGAAGAACUGAUUCUUCAUCAGCAAAACCUCCCAUUAUAAAGUAUUUUUUUCCAUUCAAAAGUAGCUUAAGCAACAAUGUGUGUCGUUUUGUAUAAUCUGUAAAGCACGAUUGCUUCCCUACCAAGUACACUUCUUCAUAAUAAGUCAUUUAAUCCUAUCUUAGAAAUGUAUCUGUGGAAACAAUGGGGCCAUCCAACUAGGUCCACAUCUGUCAAUCCCCUUUAGAUCUCAUCACUGCAAUCUGAAAGAAUUAAGUUUUGGGGGUCCAAGCAAAACAAAGGGAAAAGUAGUAUGAGCAGCAGUCAUGUGGAUUCUGCCUGUUACAAAGAUUGCUGUUUCUCACAACCCCGUGAAGGGCUGUAAUUAAAACAGCAAUGAAUUGUAAGCUAAGUUGCAAUAUUAAUCUGCCUGACCUCUGCACAUUAAGUGUCUUGGCUACAGAAUUAUUCAGCUGGAUUUUUUCUCUAAUUUUAGAUCAGUGCAAAUGAUGGUGAUAAUCUAAAUUGCCCAUCACAUUAUGGAAUUUCUUGGACAAUUCUGUUAACUAGUACCCAAGUCACAAGUUUAUUUAAUUAUUUUAUAAAUAAACUCACAAUAUUAAAUGUAAUUUAUUUAAGCUCCAUCUUUAGUAGACGUUCCUAAAUCCAUUUAGGAUGCCCAAGAAUACAGUUAGCCCUGAUACAACUCCUUGAAAGGAACAUAUAUAGAACACUUGCCUUGAUUCAGUAGUUACUCAUGUACAUGUGAAAAGUUGGAAUUAGUACUGUCUGGUUUCAAGAAAAUGCUUCAUGCAAAACGAUUCAGACAAAUGUUUACUAUAAAUACCCCUCUUUGCAAGCAGGAAUUCUUUUUAGAUUUAACAACAUGUUAAAUGGAAAUAAGCUGGAUAAAAGAUGUUUUGUGUUAAAACUAGUAAUUCCACUGACUGUGGAAAAUGAAGUAUUUUAUUAUACAUAUUUCUGAAAACAGUUUGUGUAGUGUUUUACUGAAUAUGUUUACAAUGUUGAAAUAUACCAAUUUGUUAACAAGGUCAGUCCUCCCCUCUCCGAAAUCUGCUUUUGUGCUCAAGUACAAAAUGCAUACUUGUAACAGGAACUCACGUAAAAAAUAUUUUACCGGAAUAUGUUUAUGUUUUACUGAAGUUAUGAAUACUGCCUUUUAAAAAUGGAACUUUAUUUCAUUAUUGUAUAUGCUCAAAUUAAACCAGAAAAACCUUUUACUAUUAAAAGCACAUUAGUUCUUAGUCUUGUGUAAUUACCAAUAUGCAGUGCUCUGGCCCCAAAUAGUUAACUGUUUGUGCUUUGUAUGUCUGACUUACCCCAAAACUGGAUGUGGCUGACGGCGUUUCCUCCCUGCACUUUAUGUUACAGCAGCACUGAUGGGGCUAUUGUGUAAUGGCAGGAUAUCCAGCUAAACAGAUGAAAUGGAGUAAUUCACGUACCCUUUCGAAACUCACUUCAGAGCACUUGAGGAUAUUGUAGUCCAAGAAAAAUAAACAAGAUAGCAAUUUAAAAAGGGAAAUAAGUGGUAGUUCUAAAUAGUAUAGUUUUAACACUGGAAGAUAUUAAAUUGGAAACAGGAUAAAUCAAUCUUUCAGGGUUGAUUCUCCAUAUUUUGUUCCAAAAAAAUUGCAUUUACUCCUUAAAACAGUCCUAAUUAGGGAUUUUAUUCUUACAGGAAGAAAUAAUGCAUGAUCAAUUUAUCUGCAAAACUAAAAAAUCAUUGGCUCUUUUAAAAGUCACAAGUUCUGUUUUUUUAAUUAGAAAAAUAUAUUUUUAACUUGCCACAACUAUUUCCUUAAUCUGUUUUUAUUCUUAAAUGGAUGUUAAAUUAGAGCAAAAAUAUUUCCUUUAGGCUAUUCUAAACAAGCAGACUUUUUCCAGAAGUGCAUAGCAUGGUAUCUCUUCUGCUUUGUUUUGUUUUAGUCUGUUACAGAGUUGUGAACCAUUUGUUUAAUUUGUAAAGCUUUCUUGUUCUCAAGUGUAAAAAUAAAGUAUUGAAACGGA
Molecule: messenger RNA, 6850 nt
Organism: Candoia aspera
Lineage: Eukaryota; Metazoa; Chordata; Lepidosauria; Squamata; Candoiidae
Gene: KLC1
Product: kinesin light chain 1
Exons: 16
Coding region: 164-2065 (633 amino acids)
Biological process (GO): microtubule-based movement
Cellular component (GO): cytoplasm; kinesin complex
Molecular function (GO): kinesin binding
Source: RefSeq, a predicted model, not a curated record